Molecule: messenger RNA, 2448 nt
Organism: Cladophialophora psammophila CBS 110553
Lineage: Eukaryota; Fungi; Ascomycota; Eurotiomycetes; Chaetothyriales; Herpotrichiellaceae
Product: DNA repair helicase rad15
Exons: 2
Coding region: 1-2448 (815 amino acids)
Biological process (GO): nucleotide-excision repair; positive regulation of mitotic recombination; transcription by RNA polymerase II
Cellular component (GO): nucleus
Molecular function (GO): damaged DNA binding; ATP binding; hydrolase activity, acting on acid anhydrides, in phosphorus-containing anhydrides
Source: RefSeq, a predicted model, not a curated record
AUGAAGUUCUUCAUUGACGAUCUGCCUGUUCUCUUCCCUUAUCCUCGAAUCUAUCCUGAACAAUAUGCGUACAUGUGCGAUCUUAAAAGAACCCUCGAAGCCGGGGGUCACUGCGUCCUUGAAAUGCCUUCAGGGACUGGCAAGACCGUUUCCUUACUGUCCCUCAUCGUGGCGUACCAGCAGCACUAUCCCGAACACCGCAAGCUCAUCUACUGUUCACGUACCAUGUCGGAGAUCGAGAAGGCUUUGGCUGAGUUGAGAGCCCUUAUGAAAUAUCGCGCCAAAGAACUUGGGUUCGUUGAAGACUUUCGAGGUUUGGGCUUGACCAGCAGAAAGAAUCUGUGCCUACAUCCCUCGGUCAAGCGGGAAAAGAGUGGUGCUGUCGUCGAUGCCAGGUGUCGAAGUCUCACAGCCGGCUUUGUCAGAGAGAAAAAGGAGCGAGGAGAAGAUGUCGAGGUUUGCGUCUAUCACGAUAAUCUAGAUCUCCUCGAGCCGCACAAUCUAGUCCCUCCUGGCGUAUUCACUCUGGAUGAACUUAUAAGGUAUGGUGAAGAUCACAAGCAGUGCCCUUACUUCUCAGCCCGGCGCAUGAUGCCCUUUUGCAACGUUAUCAUCUACUCGUACCAUUAUCUCCUCGACCCCAAAAUUGCGGAACGUGUCUCAAAAGAGCUGUCCAAGGAUUGCAUAGUCGUCUUCGACGAAGCUCACAAUAUCGACAACGUCUGCAUCGAGUCGUUAUCCAUUGAUUUAACCGAAGACUCGCUGAGGAAGGCCACUCGUGGUGCAAGCAACCUGGAACGGAAGAUUGAGGAGAUGAAGGCAUCCGAUGAGGAAAAGCUUCAGAAUGAAUACCAGAAGCUCGUGGAAGGCUUGAGAGAAGCAGAUGAAGCUCGAGCAGAGGACGCCUUCAUGGCUAAUCCAACGCUGCCGGAUGAUUUAUUAAAAGAGGCUGUCCCUGGCAAUAUUCGUCGAGCCGAGCAUUUCGUGGCAUUUCUCAAACGCUUUAUCGAAUACUUGAAGACCCGAAUGAAAGUUUUAUACGUCAUUCAGGAAACCGCUCCAUCAUUCCUCGCACAUCUCAAAGAGUUGACAUUCAUCGAGCGCAAACCACUGCGGUUCUGUGCCGAACGACUAACAUCACUCGUCCGCACCUUGGAACUGACGAAUAUUGAAGACUAUCAGCCGUUGCAAGAAGUAGCGACCUUUGCCACACUUGUUGCAACUUACGAAACCGGAUUCCUCCUGAUUCUGGAGCCAUUCGAGACCGAGCAAGCGACAGUCCCCAACCCAAUCUUGCACUUCGCUUGUCUUGAUGCCUCAAUUGCGAUCAAGCCGGUCUUCGAAAGGUUUUCCUCUGUUAUCAUCACUUCUGGAACUAUAUCUCCGCUGGAGAUGUACCCAAGAAUGCUCAACUUUAGUACCGUGACACAGGAGUCAUAUCCAAUGUCACUUGCGAGACGAUCUUUCCUGCCAAUGAUCGUCACCCGUGGUUCGGAUCAGCAGUCCAUAACAUCUGGCUUCCAAUCUCGCUCGGAUCCAGGCGUGGUACGGAAUUACGGCGCCUUACUGUACGAAUUUGCGAAAAUUACACCAGACGGCAUCGUUGUCUUCUUUCCGUCCUAUCUUUACAUGGAGAUGAUCAUCAGUAUGUGGCAGGGUAUGGGUAUUCUGGACCAAAUUUGGACAUACAAGUUGAUUCUGGUGGAGACCCCGGACGCCCAAGAGACUAGUUUGGCACUGGAGACCUACCGCACUGCAUGUGAAAAUGGCAAAGGCGCGAUUUUGCUCUGCGUCGCUCGUGGCAAAGUGUCUGAAGGGAUCGACUUCGAUCAUCAUUAUGGACGUACUGUGCUGUGCAUGGGCGCGCCUUUCCAGUACACCGAAUCGAGGAUUCUGAAGGCACGGUUGGAGUUCCUGCGAGAGAACUACAGAAUCAGGGAACAAGACUUCUUGUCUUUCGACGCCAUGCGACACGCGGCCCAAUGUCUAGGGCGCGUCUUGCGAGGGAAAGAUGACUACGGCAUAAUGGUUCUGGCCGACCGUCGAUUUCAGAAGAAACGGACCCAACUACCCCGAUGGAUUGCGGAAGAGAUUACUGAUGCUCAGACUGGGCUGAGCACCGAUGCUGCUGUGGGCAUGGCAAAGAAGUUCUUGAGGAGUAUAGCUCAGCCUCUGGGGCCGGGGCAGAAACUACCUGACGGCUCGACCAAAGGUAAAGACAGCUGGGACCUGAAAGAGCUUGAAAACUUCCAGAAAGAGCAAAAAGCAAGGCGAGGAGAAGGGGAUAUGGGAAGAGAAGAUGCAACAAUGCACGACUACAUGCAUAGUGAGGUGAACAAGGCACCAGAGCCAAAUGGCACUAAUGGUCAUGUCGAUGGCAUGGACGAGUUUGAUGAGGUUAUUGCUGACGAGGAACUGCUUAUGGCCGAGGCGAUGGUCGUGGAAUGA